Messenger RNA from Solanum tuberosum (potato), 3230 nucleotides. Its product is annotated as nuclear ribonuclease Z-like. The record is from RefSeq and is a predicted model, not a curated record. Bases 2218 to 3048 code for a protein of 276 amino acids. The transcript has 7 exons. NCBI's taxonomy places the organism in Eukaryota, Viridiplantae, Streptophyta, Magnoliopsida, Solanales, Solanaceae.
AUAAUUUACACUUGAAUUCAUUUUGAUGCUGCAAUAUUUGAUGCUUCCUUUGUAUUGGGUUUAGGUUUCUUCGAUUUUGGCUUGGUGGUUGCAAUAUUUGGUGGGUUUGGAUUUCUUCGAUUUUGGCUUUCUUUACCGUCUUCUUUAACUCCUCUUUGUCUUUAACUUUGGACUUUGCUGGAUUUUGGAGCUUAGUUGUUUGUAUUUCUGAGUUUUAUCUUGCUUGCCUAUAGUUUCAAUUGAAAACAAAAAUGCAUAGCAUGAAAUUAACAGUGAAACACAGAAACACGAUGACAAAAAUAAAACCCAUCGGAAAAUUAAUUAGUGAAGCAAACAAUAAAAACCAAAGUUGGGAAAUGAAAGACCCAAAUAAUUGUGACUGCUUCAGUGCUAUCCUCCGAUUCCCUGAACAUGUUUUUGAGUUUGAAUCGGCCAAACCUAAAACCGAGCUGAAACCUCAUUUUUCUCCUUCCCUUCCCUUGUUCUUUGAGUCGACACCUAUACAGAGAAACAUAGGCAUCAUCAGAGAUGGGCAAAUAUUGUUGGAAUUUAGAACCUAUCAUAGUAAAUUAUAUUUUUGAAUUUUAGCUUUUUCUUGCUAGGUCCUGAAAAGGGUGUUGUUUCAUAUGUGUCUUGUUUAUAGUGAGAAGGAUGGAAGAGUGGUUCAUUUUUUGGGAAUUCAAGUACCUAUUUUGAGGAGGAGAAAUUCAUUAGGUGGUCGAAUUGGGAGAAAUGGAGGAGUAUGUCAUGAUAGAGGUAAUUGCAGGGAGUAUGUCUAUAAGUGUUGUACGAGGGAGGUUUCCUCGAAUUCGAUUAUGGAAGCGGAUAGAGCAUUAUCGGUUGAUUCAGUUUCAGGGUUGAACCAUACAUGUAUUUUUAUUCAUUAUGUUUCUUCAAAGUUCUCUCAAUUUUUGUUGGUUAUAGUAGUGGACUUAUCGUUUGAUUUUCAUAGUAAGUAUGCUCAUUAAGAUGUUUGGGAUUUCCUCUCUAUCACAGUUAGAACAUGAUUUUUGAAAUUUGUUGCACUAAUCUCCAAUCAUUUCAGUAUUAUAUCUUCAACUUAUGGUCGUAAUUUCUUUUUAAUGGUUUCCUUUGCUCCUUGGAGCAACGCUAAAGUUGUCUCCGUGUGAUCCAUAGGUCACAAGUUUGAGCCGUAGAAGCAACCACUAAUGCUUGAAUUAGUUUAGGCUGUCUACAUCACACCUCUUGGGUUGCUGCCCUUCCCCGAACCUUACACAGGGCUGCCCUUUUUUCCUCUUAAGCUUAAAUUUGCGUUUUGAGUCAUUUUCGUCAGUUGGUUGAGUUAGGACUUGAUUAUACUUUGGGGUGCAUACACCUUUCCCAUCACUUUGUGUUGGAGUUUCAAACAUUUUGUUCCUUCUUUAGACAGUCACAUGCAACCCACAUAGAUCUUAGUGAUUUUUUUACUUGGAGGGUAUGAUGUUGGCAAAGACUGAUUGAUCUAUCAAUACUUAAUUUACUUAGUUGCACGGACUCAUUUUUGAUGCCGCACCAGUGUCGUAUUCUCCAAUUUACAAAUUUGGGUAAUAAACUCGGACAUGGUAUAAUAACUCUCUUGUGGGACUGUGUAAAUAGCUGUGGGGAAGUGUCUAGAAACCAAUCAAUUACUUGUUUGGUAUUUAAUGCACUAAAGCAAGACACUAAGAAUGAAUAUAGUAAAUAUGAUAUCAAUUUGUUUGUUAUUUAGCUCUGUUGACCUUUUCUCUUUUGAAGAAGUAGCACUCUUUAGUAGUAAUUUAUUCAAAUAUAAUGCAUUUUUGACUCAAUAUUCUGUGAAGUAAACAAACUUUUAUCAUGGGUUCAUGUUUUAAGCUAGCUUCAAAGUUUUACGCAAUUUGAUAGAGUUCAUUCAUAAGCUUGAGUUGAGGUGCUAAUGUUACCCUCACCUACCCUCAAAAACCCAAACCCCUCUUCAUCCUCCGCAUUAGAGACCUCUGCCCUAGUCCCAUACUCUCGCUGGGAAAUCCUUACCGGAAAAACACCUCAAAUCAACCUGCGGCAACCAACUUACAUUCAAAGCUUCUCCUUCAUCCCUCGUCAAUGUAUACUGUAAGGCUCUACCCUCACCUACCCUCGCCGGGAAAUCCUUACCGGAAAAACACCUCAAAUCAACCUGCGGCAACCAACUUACAUUCAAAGCUUCUCCUUCGUCCCUCGUCACUGUAUACUAGUUGAAGUCCAUCAGUGUUACGCAAAAUGGAGGUUAAAACAACAAAAUAUUCUGAAUCGAUCAACUCAAAUCGGAGGGGUAACAGUAGCCAGAAGAGGGAAAGGGGCUUGCAGAUAGAAGGAUACUCGCUAGAAGGGAUAUCAAUAGCAGGUCAUGAGACGUGCAUAAUAGUUCCCUCGCUUAACUUAGCCUUUGAUAUUGGCAAGUGUCCUCAGCGUGCCAUCUCUCAGCAGUUCCUUUUCAUCUCUCAUGGCCACAUGGACCACAUAGGAGGACUACCUAUGUAUGCUGCGACUCGUUCCCUUUACAGAAUGAGACCUCCUACUAUUAUUGUACCAAAAGUAAUCAAAGAAAGUAUAGAGAAGCUUUUUGAAGCUCACCGAGCUAUGGAUCACUCAGAACUGAACCAUACUUUGAUUGGGUUGGAUGUGGGAGAAGAAUUCUACUUGAGGAAGGAUCUUAAAGUUAGAGCAUUUAAGACUUAUCAUGUCAUUCCUAGCCAGGGUUAUAUAGUAUAUUCAAUCAAGCAGAAACUUAAGCAAGAAUAUGUUGGCCUUCCAGGAGAUGAGAUUAAGAAGUUAAAGUUAUCAGGUGUGGAGAUCACGAACACUUCAACAGCACCUGAAAUUGCAUUUACAGGUGAUACCAUGUCAGACUUCAUUAAGGAUCCCAAAAAUAUUGAUGUUUUGAGGGCAAAAAUCCUCAUAAUGGAGAGCACUUAUGUGGAGGACAAAACGACAGCAGAUAAUGCAAGAGAAUAUGGACAUACUCAUCUGUCUGAGGUUAUUGAGGAGGCUAUUUCUGCAAUACCUCCGCCUUUGGCAGGCAGAGUUUUUGCGCUUACAGAAGGCUUUUGAUGCAACGCCAAAUCUACUUAUCUGGUGGACAUUUCCUUUUCCUUUCCCCUCCCCUAUGAUUUGGCUGAUUUCAUAAAGAGCAGUAAUGAUGAAGAAAAUUUUUGCUAUGGAAGUUAGCUUGUAAUAGUUUAAAACUAAGCCAGAGCCAGUUCAAUCUGAUUUAUUAUGGUCCUCUGGGGAUA